UUAUAGCAAUAACACGAGUCCAAAUAUUCUGAACAUUAUGUUCUCGAAAUUUUGAUCGGUGAAAAACAUAGUCGCGUAUUUUGUGUGAUGUGUGUCAACCAUGUUACCGUUUUUUAAAAAGAUUCAAAGUUAUCGUGUUUUUAGAACUCGCCCGAAGAACGCCAUCGACUUGAUCCGAACGUUAAUUUUUUAUUUUUUACAUUGAAUAAUAAAUAAUAAGAAUAAUAAUAUUGAAACUCAGCGCUAUCGAGAAUUUCGAUAAUUGUCGUUUCCAGUCGAUUAUACGUAGACGUCAGACUAGCCGUCUUGUUAUGGCGUGUAGCUACAUGUUAGGCCAGGUUUGUUGUGAAUUUGUGAUGGAACGGUCAAUUAUUACUGUUCGUCAGUACUCAGUAGUAACUCAUCAUGGCCCCUGGUACGUCAAAUUGUUUUAGCAUUGUUUUAGCCUCAUUAUAACAUUUUAAUUGCAUACAGUGAAACUGUAUUCAUUAUGUACAUCUUGUACUACAGUUUUGGUUGUCGGCUGUUUUUCACGUAAACACAUGAAUCGCUGUUCUCGAUUUGUGAAUCAUUAUGUAUAUAUUAGAGGGGAACAACAAAUGUAUAGAAAUUUUCAAGUUUCAGAUAUGGUCUACACUUUAAAAAGACAAAUAAGAAAUAUGAGUUCUACUAAUAUGGAAUUUAUUGAUCUAGAUGAUGAAGAUGCAGAUGCAACUUGGGGUGGCAACAGGACUAGAUAUGUAUACAAUUAUACUUUACAGUGUACUGAUUUAAUUUCAGACACAGAUAAUUCAGAUGCUACUGAAAGUAUUUACAGCGUUCAAUCAAAAACUACAAUGGAAGCAAUAAGUGAAGUGGAUCUUUCCUCGGAUUGUGGAAGCGAUUGCGUGUGUAUUGGUCAAAUAAAUCAUACCGAGUUUGAUGUGAUAAGCACAUCAUCAUCUUGCCUUAAUAUAGAAUCAGAUUCUUCAGAUUCCUCAACAUUAAUAGAUUUUAAGGUAAACAAAAAUAUUAUAAAUUGCGAUAAAACUAUACUUGAUGACAAAGGAUAUUUUCCUGAUGAUAGUGAUGUUACUUUAACUACUUCCAAGACUAAUGCGCCUCCUCCAGCAUGUUUCAAAAUAUGCCUACAAUGCAAAAAAGAAAACUCUAAUCCCUAUUUCCAAUAUUGUUUUGUUUGUUUUCGAUAUAGAAUGGAUUUUUUUGGUAGUAAGCCUCGUUCUAAGACAAAAAAUGUCAAACGCUUAAAUGUGUUUAAGCCUAGAAAAGAAGACAACUUAAUCGAAGAUUCUCAAAAAUCCAGUCAAUCAAAUUCUUUACAAGAUGAUUCAAUUCAGCCAAAAAAUAUUGAUAAUAGUAUCAUAAAUGAAAAAAUUGAUAAUAUAUGUAAUAUAUGUUUCAAAAUGCCUAAAAAUGGCGUUUUUAACCAUGGAAAAAUUGGUCAUAUUUAUUGUUGUUACUCGUGUGCUAAAAAACUGUGGAAAAAAUCAAAUAAAUGUCCUUUAUGUAAUGUAAGAAUUAAAUUUGUGACAAAAAUGAUUAUUGUCUAAUAUUUAUAGUUUCUAUUUUGUUUUUUUUAAAUAUUUUAUAGUUUAUUUCUAGCACUAAUUUAUUAUUGUUUAUUAUUACCUAGUAUAAUUGUAGUUUAUUUAUCAUUGUUUAAUAUUUACAGAAUAUAAUUAUAUGUUAUUUCUAUUCUCUGUUUCAUAAUAUAAGAGUAAUCUCAAGCAGCCCCUGUGUGUUACCUAACUAAUGUAUUGAGGGGUAUAGUCUGAUUAUACUUCACAAAAAUCGUUUAUCUUUUGAGAUUACUCUUAUAUUAUGAGAAAGAGUAAGAGAGUUUAUUUUAUUGUUUAAUUUUUUUUUGAUUAAAAUUUUGAUAAUUUUUCUACUUAAAUAUUUAAUUUUUUAUAACUACUGUUAUUUUAAAAACUAUUUUUUUAAAUUUUCACUUUGGCUGUGUUUAAUAUUUUAAAAUGUUUUCUAUUCAACAAUUGACAUAACGAUUAAAUUCAUAAUAUUUAAUAUUAAAUAUAUUGAAAAAUGUUUUAAAUGAGAA
This is a messenger RNA of Rhopalosiphum padi (bird cherry-oat aphid), 2059 nucleotides long. Its product is annotated as protein Mdm4-like. The transcript is spliced from 7 exons. NCBI's taxonomy places the organism in Eukaryota, Metazoa, Arthropoda, Insecta, Hemiptera, Aphididae. Bases 543 to 1550 code for a protein of 335 amino acids. The record is from RefSeq and is a predicted model, not a curated record.